GCCCCUGCCUCUGAAAGUCUGAAGCGAUUUGGCAGUUCUCGACUCUCGCCGCCGCCGCCGAGGUCUGCAUCCCGGGUGGAGAGCGAGGUCUAGGGAUGGAUUUGGGCUCCUGCAACCUCGGCGGCAACGCCGACGCGGUGGAGUUCUGCCCGCACCGGCCCUUCCGCCACGUCCUGGCCGCCGCCACGUACACGCUGCAGGAGCAGGCGGGGGAGGAGCAGCAGCAGGACCGCGCGGGCACCGUGUCGCUCUUCUCCGUCGAUGCUGCCGCGGAGGACGAGUCCAGGCGGCUCCGGCUGCUCCAUACGGUGGAGACCGCCGGCGUCUUCGACAUGAAGUGGAGCCCUACGGAGCCGCUGCUCGCGCAGGCCGAUGCCCACGGCCGCCUCGUGCUCCGGCGCCUCGAGCAGGAGGAUGGCUCGGAAGAAGGUGUUGUUCUCACAGAUGUCUGUGCUGGAGAUGUUUCUUCUUCAAUGUGCUUGUUUGUGGACUGGAACCAAAAUGCCGAUUCCCUGUCCGUUGGAUUAUCAGAUGGUUCACUCUCUGUGAUUUCUGUGAGAGAAGACCGCUUGGAGGUAUCAGAACAGUGGACCGCUCAUCAGUAUGAAGUUUGGACAUGUUAUUUUGACCGUGCAAGACCAAACGUGUUGUACAGUGGAUCAGACGACUGCUCUUUCAGUUGCUGGGACUUGAGGGAAAGCCCAUCAAACCUUGUGUUUCGGGAUAAAAAAUCUCAUACUAUGGGUGUAUGUUGCAUUGCUCAGAACCCAUUGGAAGGAAACUUGCUGCUCACUGGAAGCUAUGAUGAAUAUCUCAGAGUCUGGGACAUGAGAUCAAUGGCGAAACCUGUGAAUGAGAAGUCCCUAAAUUUAGGGGGCGGCGUAUGGAGGAUAAAAUACCAUCCUAGUAUCGUGGAUGUCAUAUUGGCUGCAUGCAUGCACAAUGGGUUUGCCAUCGUUAAGGUUGGUACCGAAGAUGCUACAGUAAUGGAAACAUAUUGCAAGCACGAGUCGUUAGCAUAUGGCGCAGAUUGGCAGACAAGUGAAGUGGAAGAACAUAACACAGAUUCUUCAGUUAUUGCUACUUGUUCAUUUUAUGAUCGCCUUCUCCGUGUGUGGAAACUGGAGAACCUAGUCAACCACCCAAGCUUUUAAGUCAUACACCAUCAUUGUGCUUAGUUCUUGUAUCACUAUGGCAUGAGAUGGCCUGUAUUCUGAAUGAACCAAAUUGAUUUCAUUCAGGUUGCUUUUUGCAUUUAUGUCUGUUGAAGUGUAUAAGUAGAUUGCCUAGCCCUUUCCAUCAGUUCGGACUUUUGGUUGUGUUGGCUAGUGCAUGAAGCUUAACAUUGUAUGAGAGCCCAGGGUCUCGAUUUCGAGUCCUGGCUUUCGUAAUUUAUCCUAAAAUUGUUGUUGCCCCCUCGGAGUCCUCGUAUAGGCCUGUUGAGCCUGCCUCUGAUUGUCUUCCCGUCUUCCCGUCACAUGUGAGGGGGUGUGUUGAAAGUGCAUGAGUAGAUUGUUCGGACUUUUGGUUGCAUUAGCUAGUGCAUGAAGCUUAACAAUGUAAGUCAUUUGAAAUGAUGAGCUUAUAUGAUGUCUAUUUUAUAGUA
Lolium perenne is the source of this 1606-nucleotide messenger RNA. RefSeq lists its product as uncharacterized. Gene Ontology annotation, cellular component: cytoplasm. Gene Ontology annotation, biological process: protein histidyl modification to diphthamide. Lineage: Eukaryota; Viridiplantae; Streptophyta; Magnoliopsida; Poales; Poaceae. The record is from RefSeq and is a predicted model, not a curated record. Gene Ontology annotation, molecular function: diphthine methylesterase activity; protein binding.